AUGGCUGACGUCUACGAUGAGGUGCCAACACGUCGUAAAGGACGUCCACCCUUCAAAUACGGCAAGAAAGCUCAUGUGCGGCUCUUUAAGAACAAGGCAGUCGACUAUCACCACCGUAUGAGUGCCAUUCAGCGCGUCGCCGAGGUUGGGAUGUCGGCCUUCCUGGAUGGCUACUGCCCUAACGCAACUCGCGGAAAUCAGGCGCCAGCUCCGGAACAGCAAGGCCACCAACCUGUGAUUUUGAAUGGGUUUCGCAAGUGCCAGCUCAUCGAAGGCGCUGGCGUUGAGGUCGUUCUGCCGGGGGACAGUCUGGACGUCAGUGACAUUGCUGAUUUGAUGGCUGACUCUGCCGUCCAAGAGACCAUUGAUCCAGCUAAGGAUAUUGACGCCAUCGAUGCUAUCAGCUCAGCUGAAAUUGUUUUGUUGUAG
This is a messenger RNA of Aphanomyces invadans, 429 nucleotides long. RefSeq lists its product as hypothetical. The transcript has 2 exons. The record is from RefSeq and is a predicted model, not a curated record. Lineage: Eukaryota; Oomycota; Saprolegniomycetes; Saprolegniales; Verrucalvaceae. Bases 1 to 429 code for a protein of 142 amino acids.